AUGUUGUACGACGAUUUUAAGCCCAUUGUUGAUCUUGUUUUCAACAAUUGGACUGCUUUACAGUUGGCCGUAGAGCAUGGAAUGGGCGCUCCGGGCGGUGAAAAAACAGCUCAACUGAUGUGCGUUUAUGUAGCAAGAUUUUGUGUAGAAAAUGUAGUCGACCAGGACGAUUUAACAGAAUUACUAGAAGACUUAAUGGAUGAAGAAUUUGAGACAGUGUGCCACGAUAAUUCACCUAAAGAGGUAGCAUCAUUACUAUUUUUCUAUCUUGGCCUUUUAAAAGAAGGACGUCAUGAAGAACUCAGAAAUCAUAUAGAAGCAAUGCCCAAAUGUCAGAAAUGGUUGAGUGAACCAAUACAUGAGUCUGUACCGCCUCAAUGUCAUGGCAACCCUGAUGACGAUACAACAAGCAGCGGCGAGGACAACAGUGAUGAAGAAACUGAAGCUUCAACAAAUGCAACAGCAUCAAAUAAUGAACCUGAACCGAUGGAUGAGGACGUUGAACCUGGUUGGACAAUGGUCAGGAGUCGGCGAAGGAAAUAA
This is a messenger RNA of Danaus chrysippus (African queen), 543 nucleotides long. The record is from the annotation of a GenBank genome assembly. Lineage: Eukaryota; Metazoa; Arthropoda; Insecta; Lepidoptera; Nymphalidae.